Messenger RNA from Diplodia corticola, 924 nucleotides. Its product is annotated as glucan-beta-glucosidase. The transcript is spliced from 4 exons. The record is from RefSeq and is a predicted model, not a curated record. Gene Ontology annotation, molecular function: 1,3-beta-glucanosyltransferase activity; glucan endo-1,3-beta-D-glucosidase activity. The coding region runs from base 1 to 924 and encodes 307 amino acids. Lineage: Eukaryota; Fungi; Ascomycota; Dothideomycetes; Botryosphaeriales; Botryosphaeriaceae. Gene Ontology annotation, cellular component: fungal-type cell wall; cell surface; extracellular region. Gene Ontology annotation, biological process: carbohydrate metabolic process; cell wall organization.
AUGCGUCUUUCCACCCUCGCCCCGACCGCUCUGGUCCUCGCCCCCGCCGCCGUGUCGGCCGCUGGCACCCUCGGCUUCUCGCUCGGCACCAAGCUGGCCGACGGCACCUGCAAGUACCAGGCCGACUACGAGAAGGACUUCGACGCCAUCGCCGCCAACACGGGCAGCAAGCUCGUGCGCGGCUACUCCGUCUCCGACUGCAACUUCGCCCAGCAGAUUCUGCCCGCCGCGAAGGCCAAGGGCUUCCAGGUCGUGCUGGCCGUGUGGCCCGACGUCGACGAAUCGCUCCAGGCCGACAAGAAGGCCCUCAAGCAGUACGCGACCGACGAGUACGCCGACCAGAUCUACGCCGUCACCGUCGGCUCCGAGACGCUGUACCGCGGCAACUUCACCGGCGAGGAGCUGCUGGAGAAGAUCAACGACGUCCGCACCGUGCUGCCCAAGGGCACCAAGGUCGGCACCGCCGACUCGUGGAACAAGUGGGCCGACGGCACCGGCGACGCCGUCGUCAAGGGCGGCGUCGACCUGAUCCUGGCCAACGCCUUCGCCUACUGGCAGGGCGCCGACAUCACCAACGCCUCCAAGGUCUACUUCGACGACAUGUCCCAGGCCAUCGCGCACAUCCAGAACGUUGCCGGCGGCCCCGACAAGGCCCCCGAGAUCUGGAACGGCGAGACCGGCUGGCCCACCGAUGGUGGUUCCGACUACGAGGCUGCUAAGGCCGGCACCGACAAUGCCAAGACCUUCUAUCACGAGGCCGUGUGCGGCGCCAUCAAGUGGGGCCUGAACGCAUUCUAUUUCGAGCUCACCGACGAGGUCUGGAAGCCCGCGUCCAUCGGCGACAACGGCGAGGAGAAGGACGAGACCAAGUGGGGAGCCAUGACGGUCGACCGCAAGCCCAAGUUCAGCCUCAAGUGCACUUAA